CUCUUCUUCUUCUUCCUAGCCCUCCGCAACUGUUUUCCUGAGUUCUGAGCAACAACUUGCUGCUUCUUCCCUGUUCCGCUACCUCCCCUUUCUCUUUUCAUUGAUCUUCUUCGAUUAGAGUCCAUACACCUUUUUUCAACUCGAUCAUCAGUAUAGCUAAUCCAUGUGCUCAAAGAUAAAAGCUUUGUUCUGAGCACCACCGCCGAGCUGACAUCCCUGAAGAGAUCGUUUCUCCGAUGGUGGAGACGCUAACGGCGCCGUGUACUUCGCGGUGGCGCCGCUGGAUCCCUUCCUUCUUAUCCACCCACAAGACCCUUCUCGCCCUUCUCUGGAUCGGCUUCUGCCUCACUGUGUUUUUAUGGAGGUGGGACUCAGCCGAUACAAUCUUGCUUUUCCGGCGGGCCUUCCCGGUGAGGCAACUGCCCAGGCUCCGUCCUGUGGCGUUCAAUUUGACGGACUUCGGAGGGAUCGGGGAUGGGGUCACGAUCAAUACGGCGGCGUUUGAAAGGGCUGUUCUGGCGAUCUCUAAGCUCGGUAAGAAGGGUGGAGGGCAGCUUAAUGUUCCUCCUGGGCUUUGGCUUUCAGCUCCGUUUAAUCUCACCAGUCAUAUGACCCUCUUCCUAGCUGAGGGCGCUGUUAUACUUGGCAUUGAUGAUGAGAAGUAUUGGCCUCUCUUGCCUCCUUUGCCUUCUUAUGGAUAUGGUAGAGAGCAUCGUGGGCCACGCUAUGGUAGUUUAAUUCAUGGUCAAAAUCUCAAAGAUGUUGUUAUAACAGGUCACAAUGGCACCAUCAAUGGGCAGGGCCAAACAUGGUGGAAGAAGUAUAGGCAGAAGCUCCUUAACCACACCAGGGGACCCCUUGUACAGAUAAUGUGGUCUAGUGAUAUUCUGCUCUAUAACGUAACACUGCGCGAUUCUCCCUUUUGGACCUUCCAUCCAUAUGAUUGCAAGAAUGUUACCGUUAGAGACGUGACCAUUCUUGCACCUACUACAGAAGCUCCAAAUACUGAUGGCAUUGAUCCUGAUUCAUGUGAAGAUAUGCUGAUUGAGAACUGUUACAUAAGUGUUGGUGAUGAUGGCAUUGCAAUCAAGAGUGGUUGGGAUCAAUACGGGAUUGCCUAUGCACGACCUUCAAGAAACAUACUCAUACGAAAUGUGGUUGUUCGUUCCAUGGUCAGCGCUGGAGUAUCAAUAGGAAGCGAGAUGUCUGGUGGGGUGUCGAACAUUACAGUUGAGAACCUCCACGUGUGGAGCUCAAGACGCGCAGUCCGAAUCAAGACAGCCCCCGGCAGAGGAGGGUACGUCAAGGGCAUAACAUAUCAAAAUCUGACAUUUGAAGAUGUCCGCGUUGGGAUAGUCAUAAAGACAGAUUACAACGAGCACCCGGAUGAUAAAUUUGACCCUAAAGCCCUCCCUGUGCUACAGGACAUAAGCUACACGUCAGUCCACGGGGAGGGGGUGCGGGUCCCAGUCCGUCUCCAGGGGAGCGAAGAAAUCCCCAUUUGGAACGUCACCUUCCGGGACAUGUCUGUCGGGGUAGCGUACAAGAAGACGAAUCACGUUUUCCAAUGCAGUUUCGUUCAAGGACGUGUUAUAGGUACCGUUCACCCUCCACCUUGCGUGAACCUUGACUUGUAUGACGAGCAAGGACGAUUGAUCUGGGCAUCGGAUGCCCAAAAUGUUUCGGACAUUGAUUAUAGCAUCUGAGAAUCUGAGAUUUCACAAUCAAUUUCAUCAUAUAUAUAUAUAUAUCAAUGUAAACGUGCCCUUUCUCAUUCUUUGUAUGUACAGUUAAUGUAUCCAAAACACAAAUCAAUAGCUUCUACAACAAUAUCAAACCCAGUAAUAUCCCACAAACAAUAGGAUUUAGGGAAUGUGCCUAUACCUACAAAAUGUGUAGGCUUUACUUUUUCU
This is a messenger RNA of Cuscuta campestris, 1913 nucleotides long. The record is from the annotation of a GenBank genome assembly. NCBI's taxonomy places the organism in Eukaryota, Viridiplantae, Streptophyta, Magnoliopsida, Solanales, Convolvulaceae.